GUCGUCUACGUCACUCUCAUUCAGAGUCCUGAAUCGAUUUACAGGACUUCAUUAACGUUCGCUUCCGAGCGGGCUUCUCUUGAAGCAGCUGUUAUGGCCAGCAGCUCUCUCCCUGUUCCUGUCGCCGUCCAGACCCUUUACUCUUUAUUUUUUUUAGGUUUUAGUCCUUGGUCUUUAGUCCUUGGUCUUCAGCCCUUAAUCUUUGGUUUUUGCAGUAUAAUAUUUCUUUGUUCUAAUCACAUCUAUGUCCAUAGAACCAUGCAUAAAUUCGGCGGCUGGAUUGAAGAGGAGUCUCCAGAAGCCAGUAACCAAAAGAGACAGGGGUUAGCAAAGGAUCUUACCUGCGUGGGCCUGGAGUCCUGGACGAGUCGCGGUGCGCGAGCCCAGUGGUAUAGAGAAUUUGCAGGCAGCAGAUGACUCGGGAGUUGGGACACUACGAACGGCUAGGACAUGUGGGAGCUACCGUGGAAUUUUCUCGAAGCUCGUUGGUACUUGGUACCAGUUGCUGGUGCUGAGUCACGGGCAUGUUGUGACUCAGGCAAGGGACUAUUA
Xylona heveae TC161 is the source of this 552-nucleotide messenger RNA. RefSeq lists its product as hypothetical. NCBI's taxonomy places the organism in Eukaryota, Fungi, Ascomycota, Xylonomycetes, Xylonales, Xylonaceae. The coding region runs from base 94 to 417 and encodes 107 amino acids. The transcript is spliced from 2 exons. The record is from RefSeq and is a predicted model, not a curated record.